This is a messenger RNA of Nannospalax galili (Upper Galilee mountains blind mole rat), 2569 nucleotides long. It is a transcript of the gene Umod, whose product is annotated as uromodulin. The record is from RefSeq and is a predicted model, not a curated record. NCBI's taxonomy places the organism in Eukaryota, Metazoa, Chordata, Mammalia, Rodentia, Spalacidae. The coding region runs from base 161 to 2098 and encodes 645 amino acids. Gene Ontology annotation, molecular function: calcium ion binding. Gene Ontology annotation, cellular component: cell surface; apical plasma membrane. The transcript is spliced from 11 exons. Gene Ontology annotation, biological process: neutrophil migration.
CAGGCGGGGGCAGAUGUGUAUAUAUUUGUCAGAGGUACCUACUUGCGAAUGAACCAGUCCUGCCCUCCUGGCUUCAGGACUCCAAGCCCCAAGGGACCAACCUGUGCUUGCUUUAGGGCAGGUGUUUCCAGGACCAGAGUAGCUGGUAAGAACGGAAAGGAUGGGGCGGCUGUUCUCUCUGACCUGGAUGCUGGUGGUAACGGUGGUGACCUCUUGGUUCAUAACAGCUGUAGCCAGCAAUUCCUCAGAAGCAAGAAGGUGUUCUGAAUGUCACAGCAACGCCACUUGCUUGGCGGAUGGGGCCGCCACGACAUGCUCCUGCCAGGAGGGCUUCACUGGCGACGGGCUUGUGUGUGAGGACCUGGAUGAAUGUGCCACUCCGGAGGCACACAACUGUUCGGCCAACAGCAGCUGCGUGAACACGCUGGGCUCCUAUGAUUGUGUCUGCCUGGAUGGCUUUCGUCUGACGCCUGGACUGGGUUGCACUGACGUGGAUGAGUGCUCGGAGCUGGAGCUCAGCAACUGCCAUGCCCUGGCCACCUGUGUCAACAGAGAGGGCAACUACUCGUGCGUGUGUCCCGAGGGCUAUGAAGGGGAUGGUUGGCACUGUGAGUGUUCCCCGGGCUCCUGUGGGCCGGGGCUGGACUGCCUGCCUCAUGGCCCGGGUGGAGCUCUGGUGUGUGAAGACCCCUGCAAGGCGCACAGGACCCUGGAGGAAUAUUGGCGAAGCUCAGAGUAUGGCGCCGGCUAUGCCUGUGACUCAGAUCUGUUUGGCUGGUACCGGUUUGUAGGCCAGGGUGGAGUGCGCAUGGCUGAGACGUGUGUGCCGGUCCUGCGCUGCAACACGGCUGCGCCAAUGUGGCUCAAUGGCACGCAUCCUUCUAGCAGCCAGGGCAUCGUGACCCGCACUGCCUGUGCUCAUUGGAGUGGCAACUGCUGCCUGUGGAACGCGCAGGUCCAGGUGAAGGCCUGCCCAAGUGGCUACUACGUGUACAACCUGACGGCUCCCCCCGAGUGCAAUCUGGCUUACUGCACAGAUCCCAGCUCCGUGGAGGGGACUUGUGCAGAGUGCAGGGAAGACGAGGAUUGCAUAUCGGAUAACGGCAGAUGGCGUUGCCAGUGCAGGCAGGACUUCAACAUCACUGAUGUCUCCCACCUGGAACGCAAACUGGACUGUGGGGCCAAUGACAUCAAGAUGUCCCUGAGCAAGUGCCAGCUGCAGAGCCUGGGUUUCACCAAGGUCCUCAUGUACCUCCAAGACAGCCACUGCUCAGGCUUCAGUGAGAGUGGUGAACGAGACUGGAUGUCUGUGGUGACCCCUGCCCGAGAUGGUCCCUGUGGGACAGUGCUGACCAGCAAUGAAACUCAUGCCACAUACAGCAAUACCCUUUACCUGGCAAAUGAGAUCAUCAUCCGUGAUGUCAAUAUCAGAAUCAACUUUGCGUGCUCCUAUCCACUGGACAUGAAACUCAGCUUGAAGACCUCCCUGCAACCCAUGGUCAGUUCCCUGAACAUCAGCGUGGGUGGGACAGGCAUGUUCACUGUGAGGAUGGCACUUUUCCAGAGCCCCGCCUACACGCAGCCUUACCAAGGCCCCUCAGUGAUGCUGUCCACUGAGGCCUUUCUCUACGUGGGCACCAUGCUGGAUGGGGGUGAUCUGUCCCGGUUCGUGCUGCUAAUGACCAACUGCUAUGCCACACCCAGUAGCAACUCCACAGACCCCAUGAAAUACUUCAUCAUCGAGGACAGAUGUCCACACACAGAAGACCCAACCAUUCAGGUGGUGGAGAAUGGAGAGUCCCCGCAGGGCCGUUUCUCUGUCCAGAUGUUCCGGUUUGCGGGAAAUUAUGACCUGGUCUACCUGCACUGCGAGGUGCACCUGUGCGAUUCUAUGAACGAGAAGUGCAAGCCUACCUGUUCUGGGACCAGACUUCGAAGUGGAGGCUUCAUAAACCAGUCUCGUGUCCUGAAUUUGGGACCCAUCACUCGGCAAGGUAUCCAGGCCUCAGUGUCCAAGGCUGCUUCUGGUAGCUUGGGGUUCCUGAAGAUCUGGCUGUCUCUGUUUCUCUCAGCCACUUUGACCCUGACAUUUCAGUGAUGGACAGCAGGGCAAUCCUGCACUCUGCGGUUCUUAGCUCACUUCCUACCGGCCAGGAGGGGAAAUGCAGGCCUUUGCUCCGGCCACAGGAGAGAGAAUGUGUACCACCUUAGCUUUGUGCACUGCCUCAGCUUGCUCUAAUUCUCUGCCCUUUAAUCUUUACUGUCAAAACUAAAUCUGUCUCUUUCAAUGCUGCUUGCUCCCCGAAUGGGACUUGUGAUGUAUCUGUACAGGAGACCCCUGUCUCCUGGAAGAGUGUGGCAAAAUAAUAAUUCAAAACAUCAGUUUUUGAGCCACUCAUCCAUUCAGAUCUUUAUUGAACAUCUUGUAGCUGUGGACACUGUCUGUGGUUCUGAGGAUCAUAUGGUGGAAAUGAACAGACACUGUUCUGUCUACAUGGACUUCACAGCCUGCUCAGAGACACUGGCCUCAAUAAAGGUUCUGUUAUAUGACCUUAGAUAAGACAUAUAA